Messenger RNA from Megalobrama amblycephala (Wuchang bream), 1038 nucleotides. RefSeq names its product lipocalin-like. The record is from RefSeq and is a predicted model, not a curated record. Bases 75 to 623 code for a protein of 182 amino acids. Gene Ontology annotation, molecular function: small molecule binding. Lineage: Eukaryota; Metazoa; Chordata; Actinopteri; Cypriniformes; Xenocyprididae. The transcript is spliced from 6 exons.
CAUUCGUCUCCUCCACACAGCCAACUUUACCUUCUGAACUGCAAACAGAGAGAGAACCCUAGACUUCUGCAGCCAUGACUGUCGUGUUGAAGAUGCUGUGCGUUCUGCUCUGUGCAGUGUUCGCCUCUGCUGAAGUCAUGCCUAUGACUGACUUCGACCUGGAGAAGAUGGGAGGAAAGUGGUAUCUCGUUGGCUUUGCUACAAAUGCAAAAUGGUUUGUCAGUCACAAGGAUGACAUGAAAAUGGGAGCUGCCAUGCUGACGGCUACCGCGGACGGAGACCUUGACCUCAGUUACUCUAAUCUAAAGAGUGAUGGUUCCUGCUGGAGAAUGACGCACCUUGCCAAGAAAACUGAGACUCCAGGACGUUUUGUCUUCCACAGCCAGCGUUGGCAAAAUGACAAUGACAUGCGCGUGGUUGACGCCAAAUUUGACGAGUACGCGCUCGUUCACACCAUAAAGACCAAGGGAGACGUGUCUGAGGUUCUCAACAAACUUUACAGUCGUACCACAGAAAUUACUGAUGAUUUGAAGGAAAAGUUCAGGCAGUUCUCUCUGGACACCGGCAUCCUUGAGGAAAACAUUGCCAUGCUGCCACCAAACGGAGAAUGCUCAGAUGCCUAAGCAUCUCAUCAUCAACCAUUAAGGACAAAGACAACUUCAGCUGGUCUGAUCAUUUCACCUGAAAAACAGAUCUGAAUUUGCUGGCCUUCGUCUGCUUGGUUUUGGUCUUUUUCACUUUGUGCCUUAAACACAGUUAUGUCGAAUCAAUUUGCAACUCCAGAGCUUAUCCAAAGGACGUCUCAAGCAGGGGGACACGAUGGAAAAGUAUUACCUUGUCCAAAUGAUGCAUUUUACUAAGUUUAACUGUAUUGACGUGCAAGGUUUUCUUUUUGGUGUUGAUGUUGGAAAAGACAUGUCUUAUCACUAAUGCCACACCUACAAAUUUUUUUUUUUUUUUUAUUAACAGUUCUCUUUUUUUUUUUCUUUGGUGGUUUUGUUUACUGCUGUUGAAUUAAAUUGGUUUACAAAUGACAAA